Molecule: messenger RNA, 2841 nt
Organism: Amoebophrya sp. A25
Lineage: Eukaryota; Dinophyceae; Syndiniales; Amoebophryaceae
Source: the annotation of a GenBank genome assembly
AGGGUCCUCGUAGCUUUAGAUAUUUGUUUUUUCGGUGAUUUUAGUGGGCAUAUCCCGUUGCGUUGUUCGUCUGAUGGUGGAGUACCUCUUAUGGACACAGUGACUCAGGUUUGGUCUUUUAUCGUAUUGCUUUUCUGACUAUAUUUGAGGAUUUCACCGAGUUAUCGUUUUUUGGUUCUUUAAGUUUUAGGUCAUGGUUUGAUUAAGAAACAUCGAAGCAGGUGUUCCUAGUUACUAGUCAGUGCCAGUGCUUGUCAUCCAUCACCAUCGGCUUAUUCAUAGAGAAGGAGCUGCUUCAUUUUCGCCUAGGGUAUCUCCUCGAGACUAAAAGCUUAAAUUUGUAAGGGAGUAGUAAUCAUUUUUUACCAAUCGCGUAGUUUUUGGGAAUCAUCAAUAUUCACGUGGUCGCACUCUUCUUUGUUGCGUUCUUUGUUAGCUGCAAAAUUUCAAUCAUGAAUAGCCCGUCUGUCGCAUUCGAUUCCGAAGUAGAGGUGCAGCCUUUUGAACGGACUCAGACAUCAGGCUCAGAAGGCUCUUACAAGCAGGAGCCUCGUCCUGUGAUUUGCAUUUAUGCGGGGUUCAACAGUGACGAAACUUGGUAUCCGCUACCGCUCGAAGCAGAUCGUGCCGACUAUACGGUCGGCGAUUUGCGUGCAUUCAUCGCGAAUAGGCUACAUCUCCCUCCUUGGGCCUUUCGUCUCUUUGCUGGCUUCUGGGAGGACGAGCGGAGUUUCAUUGACUGGGGAGAUGAUGCGGAAGAUAGUAAUUAUGGACUGUUUUGUGAGGCAGUUGACGACGAGGCCUUCUUCGUGUUGGGAGACGAGCAGGAGUGGGAGAUCUUAGCGGAUCGCGAUGAUGAAAGGUUGCUGACGAAAUGGGUGGAACGCGUUGUAAGACGCCGACAUGGAGGUCUCGAGAGGAACAGUGCGUGCUUUGCAGAACAUUCAACCUUUGAAGAUCAGGACCAUGGCGAAAUGUCUGAAAAUGAUGCUGGAACUUCUUCCUCGCCUGAGAUUGGGCGUCUCGUGUACUUUCGCUAUAUGAAAGAAUUGCUUCCUGCCAGGGGCGACCGAUGGAGCAUAUGGGAGAUUAUUGACGAUCUAAAGCAUUCGCACGACACCUUCUGCAGUGCGCGUGGCGUAGCACCAAGCCCAGUGAGUCAGGAGGGUUUUUUCGGAUGGUUCCAUCACUGCGGCAGUCCGUGUCGUGGCUCUCAAAGCUUCGAAUAUUUGAACUGCUUCAAUUAUGAGUGCGUAGGGUGGGCAUGUCCAUGUCCGCGCAGAGAGAACUGUUCUUGCUGCAGCAGUAAUAGCGGGCGUGGCUGCGGUGUGGCUUUCAAUCUAGUGAAAGAGGCCGCAGCCCGUGUAAAUUGUCAUGUAGUGCGGCCCGAGAAAUAUGCGCUCACGCGAGGGACAGGUCUCCGGUUACUGGAAUGGAGGGCAGUUCAGGAUGAUUGGACUGCCUAUUCCUGUGCUCGAAACUUCUGUCCGUCAGAGGAAGGUAAAAAGAAUAGAGACGAGUUUCGAGAAAUGAUGACUAUCCAGCAGAGGACGCAAAAUUCACAUCAGAAAAAGAGGAUCAGGAGUUGUUUUCUCUCCAUGGCUCAUCUGAAAAAAAUGCAGAGGCUGUGCGGCGCAUACUGGCGCAAACCAUCUUCGGUGCCCCCGGAUUUGCGUGAUGUUGUCCCUAUGGUGAUUCUACCGUAUUUCGAGGAGGGUAUCGAUACUGCAGAAAACUUCGCGCAGGUUCGUGCAAACAUGCGUUUUUUCGUUGUGGAUCGGUAUCUCUCGCGAGCAAGCCGUGCUUCAUCAUUUGAGAAUGAUUCCGUGACAACGUUCACUGAGAAUUCUCAUGCUGCCUACGAUCCUGCUUUCCCGUACAUUCGCCGAGUGCGGGCUUACGAGUAUAUUAAGCUCCGACGAGUGCCUGGCGAUUGUCGAUAUUGGAAUUCUCCGCGGGUUAUCGAGCACGGCUCCACGCCCGUCCAGGUGCACUCCCUAACAAGUGACAGCCACGUGAAGAGCUGCGCGUCGUGUCGCCGCGCGGUUUGGAGUGAGUACCUUUCGCAACAGGAUGUCGGCCUGCCUGGUAUCAGCGGAGUUGAGAAGAGACCUCUGCAGGGUGGCUACUGGAGACUUCGGUGGACGCGUGAGUACUGUGAGUCUCGGUUCGAAGUGCCUGCGCACAUGGACGAGCCGCCACGUAGCAGGAGCUCCUCUGUGCCACAGCCCCGAAGGUCGCGUAGCUCGACGAAGUCGGAGUUGCCGGUGUUUUUUCACCGCAUUCACUAUGCCCAACCAGUGCGUGCGACGUGUCCGAUGCAUGAACAGCCGCUGAGCAGCAGGACGGCCGUGGAGCAGCGGCUGGCCACGCAGUGGACAAGGCUGCGGGCACACGGCGCUGCAAUGGACGCGGUGGAAUUUCUAAAGAAAGGCGACCGGCUAGAACAGGGUGACGCUGAUGUGAGUUUACGAACUCGGGCUUUAGAUCGGGAGGCUGACUGCAUUUACCGACAUGCAGAAGCUCUUCCCUCUGAAACGCGGACUAAAACAUUCGCUAGCCACGAAAAACGGCAUUUCGUGUGCCGAAAAAGUACUAAUUGGUUGGAGCCGGAGUGCACACAUGGAGGCGUUCGAAAGUCGCCCUGGUGGCCAGAUGAUGCGGAGCGGUUCAAGCGUGCAUAUGCUCGAAAGUUUGACUAUAGCGACAACAGUGAUCGGAUUCCGUCUGAGCUCGAAGACAGCAGCGACGAUGACUAUCGUGCACCCCAAAGACGGAGACUCUAUGAUAAUAAUAUCUACGAGAUGCAUGACACUUGGUACCACGCUUGGCACCUCUUAA